Messenger RNA from Suillus plorans, 970 nucleotides. RefSeq lists its product as uncharacterized. The transcript has 7 exons. The record is from RefSeq and is a predicted model, not a curated record. Bases 236 to 616 code for a protein of 126 amino acids. Gene Ontology annotation, molecular function: transmembrane transporter activity. NCBI's taxonomy places the organism in Eukaryota, Fungi, Basidiomycota, Agaricomycetes, Boletales, Suillaceae. Gene Ontology annotation, biological process: transmembrane transport.
CAUUCUGAGCCAAUGGGCUUCGGUAAGGGAUGAUUAUUUUGUCGAUGAAAAUUCACUCGUCCUCCAUCCGUCACCGUCUCGUGUAGUACCAUUUAUGUCACAGUGGGCGUAUUGAAUGCGCGAGAUGCAUUUCAUGUUGAUCAAGGAGUGAUGGUACAGAUAUUUUGAUUGUUAACUAGGACGGCCCAGAUGACCCUCAAAAUCCUAAAAAUUGGAGUUAUUCAGAUUGCCUGCUAUGGUUCCUGGAUCUCUGCUACUUCCAAUAGGGUGCUUGAUCGUAGGCUGGACCUCUGAAGCCCAUACCCAUUGGAUAGCUGUAGAUAUUGGUAUGGCACUUGUGGGCACAGGUAUCAUUCUGAGUUUCCAGUGUAUUCAGACCUACAUCCUUGAAUGCUUUCAGCUUCAUGCCGCUUCCGCAAUUGCUGCUGUCGCCUUUUUGAGGUCACUGGCAAGCUUUGGAUUUCCCUUGUUUGCUCCGGCAAUGUAUGACGCACUCGGAUUCGGGAAUGGCAAUACUGUUCUGGCAGUUGCGGCGAACGUCUUAGGCUGUCCCGCGCCCUGGAUAUUUUGGUAUUACGGGGAGCGGAUACGGAACAGCAGUCGACAUGCGCAUUGAUAACUCUAGAAGAAUUGAGGAGCAACCGAAAUGGCGCAUGACGCACGAGUUAUGAACCCUGCGGGCAGUAGUUGUGCACUGUACACUACACGUUCGCCAGGUUUCUAGAUUGACAAUAGACUCAUGUAGGAGAUCAGAACAGGCCAUAAACACACCAUAAUACUAUUCACAGCCGAACCUCCACAUGAUUAAUUAGGUGCCACAUGCACAUAUGUACGAUAACUCCAAAAUAUAGGUGUCCUGAAUUGUUCAAUUCUAACUAAUAAGUUCACCACCAGCGAAUCUCUGUCCAUAAUAGGGGUCCAAAAAUUGCAAUUGCCGUCCAUAACUACACAAAAAUGUUAGUCGGGAUAA